This is a messenger RNA of Penicillium daleae, 462 nucleotides long. RefSeq lists its product as uncharacterized. Lineage: Eukaryota; Fungi; Ascomycota; Eurotiomycetes; Eurotiales; Aspergillaceae. Bases 1 to 462 code for a protein of 153 amino acids. The transcript has a single exon. The record is from RefSeq and is a predicted model, not a curated record.
AUGUGCUGGACAAUACCAACCCACGCCUGCGCCAAUCUCGCACUCGAACCCAACCUAUCGGAGGAGACCCAAGCUAUUAUUGCUACCACCCAGGGGUUUCUGACAGCGCUGAAUACCAAAUCCCGAGUUGACUUUGAAAAGCACUGCAUUCGAGCCGGGGGCAUGUCCCUCGCACCUCCAUCGCCUACGGCCUUACGUUUCUGUACAAUCGGCUCCUUCAUUGAACAUGUGGCCGCGCUCAAAGACACUAUUGAUGAGCGAAUUUGGGAUCCUGAAGUGAAGGUUCACGAGACGGGGAACCUUGCCACUGUAUGGGCCCCGUUCCGGGCCAAAAUCAAUGGGGCUGUGGAUCACGUUGGGGUGGACCUAUUUGUACUUCAUAAGCUGAAUGGGGAGUGGAAGGUCACUGGGCUGGCGGAUUCUUGUCGACUGCCGACUGAGGAAGAAAUGAAUAUGGAGUAG